Molecule: messenger RNA, 1119 nt
Organism: Manacus vitellinus (golden-collared manakin)
Lineage: Eukaryota; Metazoa; Chordata; Aves; Passeriformes; Pipridae
Product: C-type lectin domain family 2 member A-like
Exons: 6
Coding region: 39-668 (209 amino acids)
Source: RefSeq, a predicted model, not a curated record
AGAAGGAGAAGGAGAGCGCGUGUUGUCCAGGCGCAGCGAUGGCUCAGGUUCAAGAUGGGGCUUGUCCCGGUCAGGAAGGUGCCUCUUCUAACUGGAAUGGUGAGAAUGCAGAGGAGUCCCUGAGUCUCCGGGAUGGAACAGAAAAAAGGAACAUACACAAAACCAUCCUCGGGAAAUGUCAGGCUCUAGGCAAUUGGUUCAGAUCCUACCAAGGGCUGACUGUGCUCCUGUGUGUGAUCCUGGUUUUAGUGGUGAUCAUGCUGGCAGUUGCACUUAAGUUUUCACAGCGUGUGGCUUGUCCUGAGGACUGGGAUCAGCACAACAGCGUCUGUUACUACCUCUUCAGGGAUGGGAGGACCUGGGAGCAGGCUCAGAAUCGGUGCUCCGAGCUCGGGGCCUCCCUGGCCGUGUUCAGUGACAAGGAAAUGGACCACCUCCUCUCUCCCUCCCAGGACCACAUCUUCCGCCUCAGUGGCAACCUGGAUUACUGGCUCGGGCUGCGGAGACGGGGCAAGAGGUUUCAGUGGGUGGAUGGCAGCAGCUACAACUCCUCGCUGGAGGUCCUUGGCAAUUCAGAGUGUGUGUACCUGGCGGACCAUAAACUCAGGAGUGAGGACUGUUCAACAGAGUGGGCGUAUCUCUGCAGCAAACCCCAACCUCACCUGUAAUAGAAGUGAGGGAGAAAGGACCUUCUCCAUCCUGAAGACUCACAGCUUUCCUUCUUCCACUAGCCCAGGGAUGUCCUUCCACAGAUGAACAUUUGCUUUGUGACACAUCUCAGCACAACCUCAGGAACCUUGGUGCCUUUUGUCAUUGUCACCUCAGUAGCUGGUCUCAAGGAGGUGAACCUGCAGGGACAUGAUGUGGAUGUGUGCCUUCAUGGACUAGGGGUUUCUUUCUCCAGAAGUCUUCCUCAUUCUCUAUUUAUAUUUACUUUAUAUUUAUACUCUAACAGUUUACACUACAUGCACUGUAUUCAAGCACUAGAGUGCCUGAAUAUGCUCGUGUAAAGUAUUUUUCCAUUGCUGAACGCUACUUGAAUCAAUGAAUGUGAACCUGGGAUGUCCUGAUUGUGGCCCCAGCAGAGUUACUGUAUCAGUGCUGCUGCUGUGCUUCUCU